Messenger RNA from Hippopotamus amphibius kiboko, 948 nucleotides. Its product is annotated as olfactory receptor 4C46-like. The record is from RefSeq and is a predicted model, not a curated record. Bases 1 to 948 code for a protein of 315 amino acids. Gene Ontology annotation, molecular function: G protein-coupled receptor activity; olfactory receptor activity. Gene Ontology annotation, biological process: G protein-coupled receptor signaling pathway. Gene Ontology annotation, cellular component: membrane. NCBI's taxonomy places the organism in Eukaryota, Metazoa, Chordata, Mammalia, Artiodactyla, Hippopotamidae. The transcript has a single exon.
AUGCAUAACAUGAAAUAUAUGGAGAAUAAGAAUAAUGUGACAGAAUUUAUCCUACUGGGGCUCAAAGAGAAUCCAAAGAUGCAGAAAGUCGUAUUUGGUAUGUUUUUUGUCAUCUACAUUGUCUCCAUGGUGGGAAAUGUGCUCAUUGUGGUCACCAUCACUGCCAGUCCAUUAUUGGAGUCACCCAUGUACUUUUUCUUGGCCUAUCUCUCCUUUAUUGAUGCCUGCUAUUCCUCUGUCAAUACCCCUAAACUGAUUGUAGAUUCACUUCAUGAAAAGAAGACCAUCCUAUUCAAUGGAUGCAUGACCCAAAUAUUUGGGGAACAUUUCUUUGGAGGGGCUGAGGUCAUCCUGCUCACUGUGAUGGCCUAUGACUGCUAUGUGGCCAUCUGCAAGCCCUUGCACUAUACAAGCAUCAUGAAUCGUCGAGUGUGCCGCCUGUUAAUGGGAGUCGCAUGGGUGGGAGGCUUUCUUCAUGGAUUCAUACAGAUCUUCUUCAUCAUCAGGUUACCCUUCUGUGGACCUAAUGUCAUAGAUCACUUUAUGUGUGAUCUGAACCCUUUGCUUGAUCUUGCCUGCUCUGAUACCCACACUCUAGGGCUCUUUGUUGCUGCCAACAGUGGUUUCAUCUGUCUGUUAAACUUUCUACUCUUGAUUGGCUCCUAUGUGGUCAUUUUGUGCUCCUUAAGGACUCAGAGCUUGGAGGCAAGGCAAAAAGCCCUCUCCACCUGUGUCUCCCAUAUCACAGUGGUGGUCCUAUUCUUUGUGCCUUGCAUAUUUGUGUACAUGAGACCAGCAGCUACUUUACCUAUUGAUAAAGCAGUUGCUGUAUUCUACACAAUGAUAGCUCCCAUGUUAAAUCCCUUAAUCUAUACCUUGAGAAAUGUCCAGAUGAAACAUGCUAUUAGAAAACUGUGUAGUAGGAAAGCUAUUUCAGGUGAUAAUUAA